AUCAGAGAGCACCACCGCAAAGUCCGGAAGGAGGCCAAGAAGCGCGGCCGCAAAAAGCCUAAGAAAGAUCCCGGUGUUCCCGGUGCCGCACCGUUUAAGGAAGAGCUUCUGCGGGAAGCGGAGCAGAGGAAGCAGAGGCUUGAAGAAUUAAAACAAAAGCAGAAGCUCAAGAGACAGAAGGAGCAUGAAAAGAGGAGGAAGCUUGAAGCUAAAAAGAAUGCAGACCAGAUUGGUGAAAAAGCAGGGGGAAAGGAAUCCUCUAGUAAAUCUAAAGCAAAGACUACCAAAGGGCUGGAUAAAAAUUCAAAGGAAUCAUUCUGCAGGGAGCUCAACAAGGUGAUUGAGGCCUCAGAUGUGGUUCUAGAGGUUCUAGAUGCAAGAGAUCCAAUGGGCUGCCGCUGUCCUCAACUGGAGCAAGCUGUAACUUGCUCUGGAGGAGACAAAAAGCUGCUCUUGGUUCUGAACAAGACUGAUUUAGUGCCAAAGGAGAACUUGGAGAAAUGGUUGAAUUAUUUGAACAAGGAAUUUCCAACGGUGGUUUUUAAAUCGGCAACAAUGAUAAAGGACAGGACUAUGCCAGAACUGUUCAUAAGACGACGUAGACGUGUUGAUUUAUCAAGAACCACUGAAUGUUUUGGAAGCAAAUGCCUUUUGAAACUUCUUCAAGAGCAUGGCAAGACUCAGAACAAACCCAUUCAGGUUGGGGUAGUAGGUUUCCCUAAUGUGGGGAAGAGCAGCAUAAUCAACAGUUUGAAAGGAGUUCGUGCUUGCAAUGUUGGCCUAGCAAGAGGUGUUACCAAGUCCAUGCAAAUUGUGCACGUUGAUAAACAGACAAAGAUGUUAGACAGCCCAAGUAUAAUUGCAGAUCCUUCCAACAGUGCCCUGGCUCUGGCCUUGAGAAGUAUCAUAGACAGUGAACAAUCAGACCCAGCAUAUCUGAUCAAAGGAGUAGAUGCCAUUCUAAAUCACUUCAACAAACAGCAGGUAAUACUGCACUAUAAUAUCCCCGAUUUCAGGGACACUGAAGAGUUUUUAAGUUUACUUGCUCAAAAAAGGGGUAUGCUGAAAAAGGGAGCUGUUCCUGACAUAGAGAAUCUAGCUAAAAUACUACUUUGUGACUGGACAGGAGCUAAAAUAAGCUACCACUCACAACCUCCAGGAUCUCAGAGUCCACCACCAUAUCUUACAGAAGACAAAAUAGCUGAAAUGCAGAAGUGCUUUAAUUUAAAGAACCUUGAAGAAGGAAACACCGCCACUGUUCAAGCUUUAAAAUGCCGCAGUCCAUCCAGCAGCAUCAUUUUCCAGUCAGCUGGUAUGGCAAAUGGGAUAAUAGAGGAAAGUAAAGUGUUAGAGGAAGCAUCGGAAUGGGAAAACAUGGACAUAUGCAAUGAGGGGGAGGAAGAAGAAGAGGAGGAUUUCACAGAAAGUGAUGAUUAUCAAGAUGAUGUGGAAGAAGAAGAAAAGAAUGUCGCCGAG
Molecule: messenger RNA, 1476 nt
Organism: Merops nubicus (carmine bee-eater)
Lineage: Eukaryota; Metazoa; Chordata; Aves; Coraciiformes; Meropidae
Gene: GNL3
Product: guanine nucleotide binding protein-like 3 (nucleolar)
Exons: 11
Cellular component (GO): nucleolus
Molecular function (GO): GTP binding
Source: RefSeq, a predicted model, not a curated record